ACUGUUAUCUGGACAGCCAUUCCCGAACUCUGAAUGGACAAUACACUAGCAGCAACAAGAUGACACGUUCAUACUGCCAGAAGUUUUGUGCAAAAGGAAAUUACAUCUACUAUGGUGUUGAAGCUGGAAAUUGGUGUUAUUGUGGGAAUUACAAGACAAGAGAGGUCAUGAAGCAGUCAUCUGCCUGUAACCACAAAUGUACUGGAGAUAGUAACCAGAAAUGUGGAGGAGCUUGGGCAAUUAACAUCUUCGCCAAUCCAGAAUACAAGACCCCAGAUAAAUGGACAGAAGGUAGCAAUGGAGAAUACUUAGGAUGUUUCCAAGACCAGGCUAGCAGAACUUUUACUGGACUUCACUACAGAAGCAAUAGCAUGACAAUUGAGCGCUGCAAAUCUUAUUGCCAGAGCUACUCAAUGUAUGGUCUUGAGGCCACCACAGGAUGUUGGUGCGGACACUACUUCAAAACAAGAGUUCCAAAACCGGAUUCAGAUUGUAACAUGAAGUGUAGAGGAAAUUCUGCUCAGACUUGUGGAGGAGCCUGGAGAAUGAGUGUUUACAAAAACCCAAACUACCAGCCAAGCUGUUGAGAAAAGAUGCAGCCAGUGUCAAAGGAACAGACGUCGGACUAAUUAUAAAGCAAUAAUUAUUAAUCAG
This is a messenger RNA of Saccostrea echinata, 654 nucleotides long. RefSeq lists its product as uncharacterized. The record is from RefSeq and is a predicted model, not a curated record. Gene Ontology annotation, cellular component: plasma membrane. NCBI's taxonomy places the organism in Eukaryota, Metazoa, Mollusca, Bivalvia, Ostreida, Ostreidae. Bases 60 to 587 code for a protein of 175 amino acids. The transcript is spliced from 6 exons.